GGCCUAAAGCUGCGGUUGCCGAGGGGGAGAUAAACAAGCGCCCUUCUUCUGGCUUCUAACAUUCCACCGCCCACUCUCUCUUUCUCUCUCUCUCUCCUGCCCCAUUUUCUUUGACAUUGACUCGUAUCUGUUCAAUCUGUUCAUAUCUUCGGUUUUAAUUCAUACAUACAUCAACCUUAUUCAAAACUUUAUUUAAUUUAUGCAUUCCUUCUUCAACCACCAUUUAUGUAAUCACCAUCUUCUUCUUCUUCUUCUUCAAUUUCAAAUAUAUUCUCAUCUCUCGUCCUAAAUUUAUUCACAACAUCAACAACAAGGAUUCUGGUUCUUCACAAAUCCCGCCAUUAUUCUUCCGUUUUCAUUGGUUUGUCCCCAGGAAACUUACCUACACAAGAGAUUAGAUUCUUCAUUUACUUGAAUUAUUACGGUUCAAGAAACGAAAAUGCCGAAGAAACUUGCAAUGAAGAAACCAGACCCAAGUUCGACCAAUGAAAACGCACACUACGUACCACACAAAGAACAGUUCGCGCGUAUCUCACCAAGAAGCCCGUUAAGCACACACACUCCCGACACUGAUUCAAUCGAUUUAAGCAUUGAAAUCGCCGGAAACUCUAUGGAUCAACUCUAUAACAACAUAUGCGAAAUGGAAAGCUCCGAUCAAUCUUCUUCAAGUUACAUAUCUUACAGUCAGGAAUCACGAAUUGAUUCCGAACUACGGUUCCUUGCUCGAGGUGAUUUUUCAAACGUCGGAGUAAAAACUGAGGAGAAAGAACAAUCGGAAUCCGUUGUAACAGAUGAUGACAACAAGAAAACGAAUCAGCCGAAUCAAUCGAAUCAAUCUCCGGUUGUUAAACCUUCAUCUCCGGCGAAAAUUCCGAAACCGAUUUCGAAAACAAAAUCUAAUACUUCUAGUAAGAAACUAGGGUUGAAAUCGAGUAUGAAGAAAAACGAAGAACCGAAAUACCUCGGGCCUUAUUUACUGAAACAAGCUCGUGAAUCAAUGUCGUCCGGUGAUGAUCCAAGAAAGGCGCUCGAUUUCGCUGUACGUGCGAUGAAAACGUUUGAAAGCAUCCAAUCGGAAAAACCAGAUCUAGAACUCGUCAUGUGUUUACACAUCGUCGCAGCGUUAUACUCUAUUUUAGGGGAAUUCGAUGAAGCGAUUCCGAUUGUCGAACGAUCAAUCGAGAUGACAAACAUGAACGAAGGCCAAAAACAUUCAUUAGCAAAAUUCGCAGGGUGUAUGCAAUUAGGAGAUACAUACGCGAUGCAAGGAAAAAUGGACACCUCGAUUCUCUGUUACACAGCAGGUUUAGAGAUUCAAAAACACGUUUUGGGGGGACACGAUGCCAGAUUUGGGGAAACAUGUAGGUACGUGGCAGAAGCCCAUAUCCAAGCUUUACAAUUCGACGAAGCCAAAAGGUUAUGUGAAAUGGCUUUACAAAUACAUGGAAGAAACGGGACGGCAGCUUCUUUACAAGAAGCCGCCGACCGCAGGCUGAUGGGUCUGAUCUGUGAUUCAAAGGGCGAUUACGAAACCGCCCUCGAACAUUACGUUCUGGCCCGUAUGUCCAUGUCAGUAGACGGACACGACGUCGAUGUGGCAACCAUCGAUGUCUGCAUCGGUGACGCGUAUCUAUCGUUAGCGCGUUACGACGACGCGAUAUUUUCCUAUCAGACAGCGUUAAAUGCUUUUAAGCUGACAAAAGGCGAGAAAAACCCUUCGGUUGGUUCGGUUUACGUCCGGUUGGCGGAUCUCUACAACAAAAUCGGGAAAUUCCGGGAGUCGAAAACGUACUGUGAACACGCUUUACGUAUUUAUAAACCGAUUAAGAAAAAGAAUCGAAAUGAAGAAAUCGCGAACGGGCUUAUUGAAGUAUCGGGGAUUUACGAGUCAAUGAACGAGCUUGACCGGGCUUUGGAGUUACUCAAAAAAGCAUUGAAAGUAUACGGGUCAGGUCCGGGUCAGCUGAGUAUUGUGGCUGGGGUCGAAGCACAGAUUGGAGUUUUGUGUUAUAUGAUGGGGAGUUAUGAGGAGUCGUAUCAUUAUUUCAAGAUUGCGAUUCAGAAGUAUCGAAAUGCGGGGGAGAAGAAAUCAGGUCUUUUUGGUUUUGUGUUGAAUCAAAUGGGACUUGCGUCCGUACAGAUUCAGUCGUUUGAAGAAGCGGCUGAAUAUUUUGAAGAAGCGAGAGGGAUUUUGGAGAGGGAGUAUGGACCUCAGCAUAUUGUUACGCUUGGGGUUUAUAGUAAUCUUGCUGGGACUUAUGAUGCAAUUGGAAGGUGGGAUGAUGCAAUUGAUAUAUUGGAAUAUGUUGUUGGGAUGAGAGAGGAGAAGCUUGGGACGGCGGAUCCGGAGGUUGACAAUGAGAAGCGGUGGCUGGCGGAGUUGUUGAAGGAAUCCGGGAGGAACAGGAGGAAGGGAUCUCGGUCAUUGGGAUUUCUUCUUGAUGGUUGACCAAUGGCUUUGGCUUUUUCUUUAUUUUAUUUAUGCAUUUGUAGAGGUAAUUGGAAACGUGUAUACUUGUAAAGUCAUAUAGAUUGUAUUUUUUUUUCUAUUAUAUUUCUUUUGAAUCUAAGGUAA
Lactuca virosa is the source of this 2575-nucleotide messenger RNA. NCBI's taxonomy places the organism in Eukaryota, Viridiplantae, Streptophyta, Magnoliopsida, Asterales, Asteraceae. The record is from the annotation of a GenBank genome assembly.